AUGGAGAAAGAAUCUUUUAAAGUUAAUCAUUUACGACAAUUCUGUUCGGUUAUUAAUGUACCGCCUCCUAUUGUGACUUAUGUUGCUAAACCUUGUCCAGUGUCAGACUGGCCUAUUAAAUUUAAUGGUAAUCCUCAAGAUUUAUUUUCAUUUUUAGAAACUGUUACUGAGCUUUCUGAAUCACGUAAAGUUAGUGAACAAGAUUUAUUUUCUUCCGCAGUAGAACUUUUUACCGGGAAUGCUUUUAUUUGGUACAGAAGUAUUAAACAACAUGUUACAGAUUGGAAAUCUCUUGUAGAAAGAUUAAAGAAAGACUUUUUGCCACCAGAUAAUGAUGACAAUAUUUGGUCGCAAAUUAAAUCUUAUAAACAACGAAAAAAUGAAAGUAUUUUAAUUUUUAUAGCAACUUUAGAGAAUCUUUUUAGUAGAUUAAGUAAAUGCCCUAGUGAGGUUAAUAAGAUUAAAAUUAUUAGACAAAAUUUACUUCCUGAAUACAUUACUCAGUUAGCUUUAGUUGAUGUUUUAUCUGUGUCUGAACUCUCUAAUUUGUGUAGAAAAUUAGAAAAUGCUAAACAUCAGAAUGAAAAACGAUCUAGAAGUUUAAAUGUUUCUCAAUUGAAUACCACUCCUGAUUCUAGCUCGUCUGAUUCUCAUCGAGUACAGUUUUGUAAAAAGUCUAAGAAUGUCAAUGCUCAAAACAAAAAUAAAAAUACUACUGUUCGGUCUGCUAGUUAUUCUGUAGCGUCGUCGUCUUCUGACCCUGAUAUGGUAAAUACUUCUUCGAGUAUGCCCAGAUCUGUAGAAAAUUCAGGUAAGGAAGCAACCUCGCGUUUAGUUUGUUGGAAUUGUUCUGGUCCAAAUCAUACAUUUCAUGAUUGUCGACAGAAACGUAAGGUUUUUUGUUUUAAAUGUGGUAAUUUAGGUGUUAAGUCACCGGCGUGUCCCAAAUGUUCAAAAAUACUAAUUGGACGAACUCGUGUUUCUGGUCGUGCAGUUCAAAAAUUCAAACCCAGAAAUUUAUUUUCAGAAUCUGAUUGGAAGAAGUGGUUAUUAUGUGUUAAGAAUUUUUAUAGAUCCACCACUACCAAUCAUAAAGUUUCUCCUUCAGAUAUUUCAGAUAAUGAUUCUUUUGUAUGUCCGCAAAUUUCCGUUUUGAAUAUAGAUUUAGACCAUACUGACGCAUGGUAUGAGACUAUGAAGCAAAAGAUUUUAGCUUCACCUGGUUCAUUUCCACAGUGGAAAGUUGAAGAUGGUUUUCUUUUUAAGUUUAUUCCGGUACAGUUACCAUUUUCAUCAAAUCUUCAAGAAUGGAAGCAGGUUGUUCCACGUCCUCAACGUCGUAAUAUUAUCGAAUCAUGUCAUAAUCCGCCAACUUGUUCGCAUUUGGGUUUUUAUAAGACUUUAUCGAGACUUCAAGAACAAUUUUAUUGGCCCAAGAUGAGAGCCGAUGUUCUUAAAUUUGUUAGGAGUUGUCGUGUUUGCGGAGCUCAAAAAUCUUCUAAUACUAUGCCGUUAGGUAAGAUGGGAAAAGAAAAGCAAGUUAAUAUGCCUUUUCAGACAAUCGCUUUAGAUCUUAUGGGUCCUUUUCCUAGAUCAAAAAAGGGUCAUAAGUGGCUUUUAGUUGUUGGCGAUUGGUUUUCGAAGUAUGUUCUUCUGUGUCCGUUGCGUUCAUCAAAAUCUCCCUAUAUUGUGAAGUAUCUUGAGAAUGAAGUUUUUCUUACCUAUGGAGUACCUCAACAUAUAAUUUGUGACAAUGGUCCUCAAUUUGUUGCGAAAGAAUUUAGAGAUUUAGCUAAGAAAUACCAAGUUCAGAAGAUCUGGUAUAAUGCUGUGUAUUCUCCUCAAUGUAACUUUGUUGAGCGAAUGAAUAAAACUGUAGGAACAGCUAUUAGAACUUAUGUUAAACAGCAUACAGAUUGGGAUGUUCAGCUCUCUAAUAUUCAGUUUGCUUUAAAUACUUCUAAACAUGAGGUCACAGGUUUUUCUCCUUCAUUUUUAGUUUUUGGUAGACAUAUUCCCAUCUCUGGUAAGUAUUAUGGUCAAGUUAAAUUUUCUGAAGAUUUUGAAAUUAUGCCUGGCGAUCGCAACUCUUACGCUUCUGAACUCAAAAAUCUUUAUAGUGUCUUUAGCGAAGUCCGUAAGAAACUUCAUGCUGCUUAUGAAAGAAACUCGAAGUCUUAUAAUUUGCGUAGGCGUGAUUUAUCUUUUCAGGUUGGUGAUUUGGUUUGGAGACGUAAUAAGGUCUUAUCAAAUGCUGGUAUUAACUUUUCAGCCAAGUUAGCUCCUCGUUUUAUUUUAUCUUCAGUGCGAAAGAAAAUCUCGAAUUUAGUUUAUGUUUUAGUAGACGAGAAUGGUACUAACGCAGGCCGCUGGCAUAUAAAAGAUCUUAAACCAUACCAAGGUCACACGAUUGACGACGAUGAUACAGAAAAUGUCUCUACUACGUCACAGUAAUUCAAAUAAUCUAUUAUGUCCGAUUCCUUUUUAGGGUUUAGUCUAACGGAUACAUAGAUUAUAAUUUUAGUUUCUUUUUAGUUCAGAUUAAACAGUUAUACAACAUUUGCUUCUCGUUUUUUUACGGAUUUGUCGCGAAUCAGUAUAACUAUAUUGUCAUUUAUUUUUUUUGCGUACCUAUAUUUUUGAUAUGUUAUAGUAUUUCUAUUUGGAAAUGCGAGCAUAUGACAGUAUUUUUUUUCUUCGAGUAUUCUACAGAUUACCUAAUUUUGAGUAAAUAUUUUGUGGGAUGGUAAUUCUGUUAAUCACUCAUAUAGUUUUAUGUCAUUUGCUCUAUUCUUUUUUAUUCAGUUCACAAGAAUCUGAAAUGUAAGAGAUUCUUGUAUUUUGUGUAUUCCGAGAACACAACUUCGUGAAAAAACGAAAAGUUGUUAUGAUUUUGAUUGCAACCUAGAAGUGAGACGUAGCUAACCUCAUGACUUCGUAAGUUUUACUGUGUUUUGGAUAUUAUUGUGAUCUUCUUUCCAUAUUUGCAAUAGCGUUUCAUAGGCUGGAAUCCUAUGUUACGGAUAUUUUGGGUCAUUAGUGACAAUAUUUUUUUCUCUUUCUUUGUGUCUUUCUAUUGUGUUUUCUAUUGUAAUUUUCCUUCUUUUUCUCAUACAGGUGAGUUACCUUGAGUGGUUAACCGGUUAAUCUUCAGAAACAUCUGCGCUUCCAUGGGAUUCUUUUUUCUUUUCCUAUCCCAUACCUUUUUAGUUUUAAGUUUAGUUUUAGUUUAUCAUAUAUUUUGUAUAUGAUUUUGUUUUUUUUGGAUUAUGUGGUGAUUUUGACUUUCCCGAUUGUGUAACCUCCCCUGAUUUGACAUACCGAUUGCGACUUACCAAUUGUGACUCCUUUAUGGACGUGUGAUACACGAAGCUAUCAUCCACCAAAUUUAAUUAAAAAAAAUCUAAAAACAUGUACCAAUUUAAUUUAGUUUUCCUUAGUGGUGUUUGGGCGAAAGUCCUCUUUGAGGGCCUUUCUUUUUUUUGGAGGGGGGCAGUGUAGCAUUUUUUAAUUCCUUUAAUAAAAUUGAAUUUAAAAAUUAUUUUUAUUCAAAUUUCUUAGUAUUGGCGCCAUCUAUUUGCUAGAUGCCAAAGAUACCAAACUCCGUUUGUUACAGGUCACUUGUUUCGAUAUUUAAUUUUUAUUAGCGCAUCUAUUCGCUAGGUGUCAAACUUCAUUUCUUACAGUUUACUUGUCUUGUUUAUUAGCGCCAUCUAUUCGCUAUAUGCCAAACUUCCUUAAUUGCAU
Molecule: messenger RNA, 3747 nt
Organism: Sitophilus oryzae (rice weevil)
Lineage: Eukaryota; Metazoa; Arthropoda; Insecta; Coleoptera; Curculionidae
Exons: 3
Coding region: 1-2454 (817 amino acids)
Biological process (GO): DNA integration
Molecular function (GO): zinc ion binding; nucleic acid binding
Source: RefSeq, a predicted model, not a curated record